This is a messenger RNA of Penicillium alfredii, 948 nucleotides long. RefSeq lists its product as uncharacterized. Bases 1 to 948 code for a protein of 315 amino acids. Lineage: Eukaryota; Fungi; Ascomycota; Eurotiomycetes; Eurotiales; Aspergillaceae. The transcript is spliced from 2 exons. Gene Ontology annotation, molecular function: glutathione transferase activity. Gene Ontology annotation, cellular component: cytoplasm. The record is from RefSeq and is a predicted model, not a curated record.
AUGAGUGGACAAAACACCAACAUCUACAAACACGCCGACUCAGACGGCCACUUCCGCCGAAAGGAGUCCGCCUUCCGGUCGUUUAUCUCCCGGGAUGCAUCCUCGGAGUUCCCAGCUGAGAAAGACCGUUACGUGCUCUACAUCAACUAUGGCUGCCCGUGGGCACACCGAGCCAAUCUAGUCCGGACCCUGAAGGGACUACAAGACAUCAUCCCGAUGGUGGUGCUGGACCCGGAGCUGGGGCCCGAUGGGUGGUUUUUCUCUGGCCGAUGGGGAUCCGCGGAGAAGGACCCACUGUAUGGCUUCAAGUACCUAAAGGAGCUCUAUUUCAAGGCGGACCCGCAGUACGAAGGACGAUACACGGUGCCGACGCUGUGGGAUAAAAAGAAAGAGACGAUCGUGAGCAACGAAAGCAGCGAGAUCAUUCGCAUGCUGUACACCGAAUUUGACCAUCUGUUGUCCCCGAAACUGCGCGAAGCAAACCGCCCUGGAGGCGGGUUCUAUCCCGAUCAUCUGAGAGGCGAGAUCGAUGCCAUGAAUGCGUGGGUGUAUCCACAGAUCAACAACGGCGUGUACAAAACGGGGUUUGCGACCACGCAGACUGCCUACGAGGAAAACAUCUACCCACUCUUCGAGGCUCUUGACCGUAUCGAGGCGCACUUGGCUCAGCCGGGUCAUCGACCGUUUCUGUUUGGAAAGCAUAUCACCGAGGCUGACAUCCGCCUGUAUACAACCAUUGCGCGCUUCGACGUGGCCUACUACCUGAUCUUUCGAUGUAAUCUCAAAAUGAUCAGACACGACUACCCGCGGAUUGAUCAAUGGUACCGGCGACUCUACUAUGAUAAAUCCGACGAGACUCAUGGUGCCUUUAGGCAAACCACCUUUUUUGACAUUGUGAGUGCUUGUUACUCUGAAAAUACAGGAAAAGAGGAACCUCCAGAUUGCUGA